Erythranthe guttata (spotted monkey flower) is the source of this 1942-nucleotide messenger RNA. RefSeq names its product BSD domain-containing protein. Gene Ontology annotation, cellular component: cytoplasm. Lineage: Eukaryota; Viridiplantae; Streptophyta; Magnoliopsida; Lamiales; Phrymaceae. The record is from RefSeq and is a predicted model, not a curated record.
UAAAUAAAUCUACAGGCUUGAAACCCAAAUCAUAGUUCAACAAGAAGUGGUGCACACGCGCGAAUUCUUCCCGACAAGAUUAAGAUUAGUUUAACUGUAUUAAAUAAGUAAUUAAUACAAAUUAAUUUGAUUCUUAAACUUCAUCUCCUACCGACGACUGAAACAAAAAAAGAAAUGUACCAGAAACCCUAGACCUGAAAUCCUUCAAUCCAGCCAUGAAUUUCUUCAAAUCAAUACUAUCCGACGAUCCGGAUCCUCCCAAACCCGGUGAUCUCAACGAAUCCGACCCGAAUUCCCUCCUGAAACAACAGCCUCGCGACGACGAUGAUAGUGAUUCGAGCGAUGCGUCUGAUAGUGAUCCAGCAAAUGGAUGGAGUUUCGGGGGCUUGAUCAAAACAUUCGCGGUUCGUUCGGAAUCGAUGAUCGAAACGUACCGUAGGGAUCUAACGGAGUUCGGGUCGGGUCUCAAGAAAGAAACGGAGAUAUUCAGGGAAACCGCGAGCCGCGCCGUGAAGGAUCUCCCCGCUUCGAUCGAAGCCGGCGCGUCGGCUGCACACGGCGCGCUGGAUGGAGUGCUGAAAUCGACGGCCCAUAUCAUUUCAAAAGAGUCCCUAGGGUUUGCGUCCGACGGGGAACCUGAGACUCCAGACACUAACCGGAGCAUGAAUUCGGGUCGGUAUAGCUGGUUCGAGUCUCAGCUGAGCGCAAUUCAGAGCGAUGUGAAUACAUUCUGCGAAGAGCUGGAGGAUGUCGAAGAUUAUAUGAAGUGGAAAAAAGGGUUUGAGUUGGAGGAGAAUAGGGAUGAAAUCGACGGUGUGAUUGAGAAAAACGGAACUUUGGAGGGUAUUUAUAGAAGGGUUGUUCCUAGUGCUGUCGAUCACGAGACUUUCUGGUGCAGGUAUUUUUAUAGAGUGGACAAGCUCAAGCUGCAGGAGAGUGUUAGGGCGAAGCUUGUGAAGAGGGCGAUUUCGAUUGAUGAUGAAGAGGAGUUGUCGUGGGAUUUUGACGAUGAUGAAGGGGAUAGUAGUGAAGGGGAUCGAGCGGGUGUUCCAAAGGUGAAAGGAGAUAAUGUAGCAAGUGAUCAAGAUUUGAAUCCUGUUUUGAAACAAGAGGGUUUGAAGAGUGGAUCUCCGCAUGAGAAAGACAAUGUCGACGCAAAUGACGGUGACAAGAGUGUUGUGGAUGUGUCUUUAGGCGAGAAAGAAGUGAAGUCAGAAGAUAGUAUGGAGAAUAAUGUCGAGAAGGUGGAAUACGAAGUAAGUGUGGAAGGGAAAAAUGACGAGAAGGUGAAAUCUGAAGAAAGUGGGGAAGAGAAGAAUGACGUGACGGUGAAAUCCGGAGGAAUUGAUACGGAAGGGAAGAAUGAGGAGAAAGUGAGUAUGGAGGAGAAAGGUGAAUCUGGUAAACAAGCUGAUGCUUCUAAAGUUGACCAGUUGAAGGCGGCGGAAGAGGAAUUGGGGUGGGAUGAAAUUGAAGACACUGGUAGUGGUGAUGAGAAAAAAAUCUCUGCUACUUCCAAUGGCAAUAGCCCAAACAGAGCCGAGUUGCGGAAAAGGAUGAGUGCUGCUGAAGAUGAUGAUGAUUUGAAUUGGGAUAUUGAAGAAGAUGAUGAACCAGUGAAAGCUUGAUUGAUGGGGGAUCAAUCUUUAUUCUUAACAACUGUAAUUAUUAUCAAGUGCUGCAAUGCACUUUACUUCAUAAACGGAAGAGGUCAAUGGCCUCUCACCGAGUAAAUAUGGAUAUGUAAAAGUAAAACCGAUGAAUUUCAUUUCAUUCUUUUAUUUUUUUUGUUCAUUCGUCUUUCUUCGUGGCCAAAUUGAGGAAUUUAUUACCUCUUUUCUUUGUGUGGCAAAGCUCCACUUUUCAUAUUUGGCUCGGUGUUUCGACAGAUGUACCGGAUUCAUUUUACGCGUAAUUGAAUGUUGAAACUGUUUCAGUUUUC